AUGUUUAUAAAUUUGGACACAUUUAAACAACGAAAAACGCACCAACUAGGAAUCGAACCUAGGCUUACACCUCGUAAGAGGUGCUGUCUUAACCACUUGACCAUUGGCGCUACUGCUUACGAUAAAUUUAAUACAAUAUUUGUUUCUCAUUUCGAUUCUUUGAAAUAUUAA
Vairimorpha ceranae is the source of this 171-nucleotide messenger RNA. RefSeq lists its product as hypothetical. The record is from RefSeq and is a predicted model, not a curated record. Bases 1 to 171 code for a protein of 56 amino acids. The transcript has a single exon. NCBI's taxonomy places the organism in Eukaryota, Fungi, Microsporidia, Nosematidae.